UCAGUCAGUUGUUAUCCUAGCCUUUUGUCACUUCUUAAGAUCCUGUUCCCCUGCUGUGCUUGUUUCCCUGCCUUACACAGUUUUGUCCUCUCGUUGCAGUACCUCUCUGUCUCCUGUACCACGUCUCACCACAAACCACCUUGCUCUGGACUUCACUCACCACCACCACCUUGGAUUCCCCUCAGGACCUGUUUACCCUGUUCAACUCAGUCAACUACAACCUCAGUCUACACUUCGGGUUUUUCUGCAACUCAUCUGAGCUAUCCCGGUUCUGCACUCCAUAUCUCUCUGUGUACAAUAAACAUUUUCGGUUCCUUCAUCCCUGCUUCUGCAUCUUCUGCAUAACAGUACUAUCUGGACAGAAGAUGAACCCAUCAGACUCUCCAGCUCUUCGCCAAAUUCUUGUUGGUCAAAGCACCCUUCUGGACCAACAUGACCAAGCCUUGAAAACCCUGCUGGAGAACAUCAAGGAGUUUUCACGGAGCCUGUCUGACCUGCAGGUCCGAACCUCCGUUUAGAAUUCACAACCUGUCUCCAGUUCCUCUUCUCCACUCCGGGAGCCUUUUGUUCCCGACUCCUGAGCGCUAUGAUGGCAAUCUUGGGCUUUGCAGAGCCUUUAUUGUACAAUGUUCACUAGGGUUUGAGCAACAGCCCUACUCUUAUGCUAGUGAAAGCUCCAAAAUGUAUUUUGUGCCACUGCGGUUUGUGAGAGACAGUCAUCUAUCUGCUUCUCUUACAGUGGAUUCACAGAUGAGAUGAGGAAGGUCUUGGAAAGGAUGCUGCUAAACGACUUCUGUACCUUCGUCAAGAUUCUCAGAGUGUGGCUGAGAUGGCAUGUGAGUUCCGCACCCUCACCGCAGAGAGCGGCUGGAAUGAUGAGGCCCUUCAGGGAGCAUUCCGGAACGCACUCACUGAGACCCUCAAGGACGAGUUGAUAUCCAGAAGCCUGAUGGACUUGAUGAAUUAAUUUCUCUCACUAUCCGCAUUGACAACAGUCUCCGUGAGUGUCGGAGGGAAAGGGGAGGUAGGGUUGCAUGUCCCAUAGCAUCUGCUUCUGUGCCUUGCUCAAAUUAUUCGACUGCAUCACAUCACCAGGCAGGUUCCAAUCCUGAAUCAAUGCAGCUCGGCCGGACUCGUCUAUCUCCAGAGGAGAUCAGUACUAGGAGCUGUCUACUAGGAGCUGUCUAAAUUGUGGCCAGGUUGGUCACCUGGUCUCCACUUGUACCCUGUGUCCAGCAAAAGAGAGGGCUCAGCAUUUGUGGGGGAUAUACUGUUGAGCCAAAUCGCCUGCCCAUCAUCUCCCAGACCCUUGCUUGAGGCCAACCUUGUGUGGCAGAGGCAGGCUUUUCCUCUGACUGCUUUCAUCGAUUCAGGCGCCGACGAGAGUUUUCUGGACCGAGGGGUUGUUAAGCAGUUGGGCCUGGACACUGUUUUGCUUGAUUCACCUCAGGAAGCCAACGCUCUCAAUGGAAAGCUACUCUUCCGUGUUUUGGAGAGAACUGUUCCUGUUAUUCUGCGUCUCUCUGGUAAUCACCAGGAAAAUAUCAGUUUCCAUUUCAUCGACUGUUCUCACUCGCCUCUGGUUCUGGGCUAUUCAUGGUUAAAGCUACACAACCCACAGGUCUACGGGAAGGGUUACUACUUGGAGUACAUUUUGCCAUUCUAAUUCUCUACUUUCUGCCCUUCCUCCUGCCUUGUCCGCACCCCAGUCCAUUCCAGAUCCUCAAGACCUGUCUUCUGCUCCUCCAGAAUAUUGCGGUCUAGCUCCUGUAUUCAGCAAGCACCACACCCCAUCUCUGCCGCCUCAUUGGCCUUACGACUGUGCUAUCGAGCUUCAGCCUGGAGCUCCUCUCCCUAGUAGCAGGUUGUAUAACCUCUCUCGCCCCGAGCAAGAGGCCAUGGGGGAAUGUCAGGCCUUCUUCCUCUCCGGUGGGAACUGGAUUUUUCUUUGUCAAGAAGAAGGACGGGUCACUGAAGCCAUACAUAGACUUCUGUUGGUUGAAUAGUAUCACCGUCAGGAAUAAGUAUCCCUUGCCACUUAUCAGUUCUGCUUUUGCCCCCCUCCAUGGUGCCACAGGAUUUACUAAACUGGACCUUUGGAAUGCCUACCACCUUGUCCACAUCAGAGAGGGAGAUGAGUGGAAAACGGUGUUCAACACACCACUUGGACAUUUUGAGGACCUAGUUUUGCCUUUUGGCCUCACUAACGCCCCAGCUGUUUUUCAGGGCUUGUUGAAGGAUGUCCUGAGGGAUGUCAUUGGGUGUUUUGUUUUUGUCUAUGUGGAUGACAUUCUUAUUUUUUCGAAGAACAUUGAGGCUCACAAGCAACACGUCCACCAAGUUCUCCAAAGGCUAUUGGAGAAUACGCUAUUUGUCAAGGCUGAGAAAUGUGAGUUUCAUGUUUCCUCUGUGUCCUUCUUGGGUUACAUUAUUGCUCAAGGACAGCUACGAAUGGACCCUGCCAAGGUUAGGGCAGUCACAGAGUGGCCUGUGCCCGCGAAUCUGAAGCAGUUACAGUGUUUCCUGGGGUUUGGCAGCUCUAACCGCUCUCACCUCAACCUCUACUCGAUUCCACUGGUUCCCCGAGGCAGCGUUCCGGGAUGCACCGCUUCACUUCUGCUCCAAUCCUUACCCAGCCAGACCCAGAACACCAGUUCGUCCUCAAGGUGGCCGCUUCUGACACCGGUGCAGUACUGUCUCAACGUUCUCCCACGGAUCACAAGUUCCACCCUUGUGCCUUCUUGUCCCGCAAGCUCUCACCUGCAGAGAGAAAUUUUGACAUAGGCAACCAGGAACUCUUAGCUGUUAAGCCGGCUCUUGAGGAGUGGUGUCACUGGUUAGAGGGUUCAGUACUUCCCUUCAUUGUGUGGACGGAUCAUAAAAAUCUAGCCUACAUCCAGACCGCCAAAAGUCUCAACUCUCGGCAGGCCAGGUGGGCAUUGUUUUUUGGAAGAUUCAACUUCACACUCACUUGUCGCCCGGAUCUAAGAAUACCAAGCCUGAUGCCCUCUGUCCUCAGUUCACCGCAGACAAAAGUUCCAAGCCUGAGACCAUUAUGCCAUCCUCCUGCAUCGUAAUGCUCUGUUUGUGCCAGAUUCAGUUUGUUCUGAUGUUCUUCAAUGGGCCUAUUCUACUCACCUCACAUGUCACCCUGGCAUGAACCGAACAGUCUCCUUCCUGCGUCAGCGAUUUUGGUGGCCCACCAUGGAGAGAGACACUCGGGAAUUCAUAUCAGCCUGCUUCAUCCUCUUCCCAUACCUAGUCGCCCCUGGUCACACAUAGCUUUGGACUUCGUCACUGGGCUUCCCCCAUCAAAUGGUAACUCAGUCAUCCUCACUAUUAUUGACCGAUUUUCUAAAGCGGCUCACUUCAUUCCCCUCUCCACGCUUCCAUCCUCCAGGGAGACUGCGGACUGAGGACGGGUGGCAGUAUCUGGUGGACUGGGAAGGAUACGGGCCUGAGGAGUGUCCCGUCGUCAUACUCUAGAUCUCCCCUUCUUACAGGAUUUUUACACCUAACACCCAGACAAGCCGGGUCGUGGCAUCCGUAGAGGGGGGAGGUGUACUGUCACAUCUGCUACUGCUACAACUACGCCCCCUGGUGUCCAUCCGGUGUCGUCCUAACCUGCAGUUCUCUCUCUGUCUCUGUGUCUCUGUGUGUGGUUGGUGUCAGAGCAGAUCCCUACCAGCAUUCUUAAAAUGAAGUGGUGAUCCUAACUGACCUAAGAUAGGGAAUUCUGCAUGUCCUUUAGUGAUUACUGUUGUUGCCUUAGAGUACUCAUUCUAAUGGCUGCUGAGGUUGACAAGUCUUCUCAGUCUGAAUAACUGAUUGAUGAAUACCAGUUGGAGCGGAGUUGUCUGAGCCAAUUAGAAUUCAAUGUAUAACCGUUUUGUCCAAUGGUGGUGUACCAGUGACAUCCUGUCCAUUCCUGAAUCCUUUGAAAUGAUUGGUGAGAGAUCAUGUCCAGUAUGUAGACAAGUCUUUAUGGUAUGGCUGAGAUAAGAUCAUCAUCCUAUAGACUGCUGAGGUUUGCUCUCGGUUUGGAUAUAUCCCUGUCUCUGUCUGUAUAUAUCUGUCUCUCUCGCUCUCUCUCAUGGUUUCACUUUUGACACUCUUGACAAAAACAAUGAAGGAGAUCAUAUUUGCUCUCUCUCGAUUUUCACUUUUGUGCGCAAUCAUGACGGGAAUGAAACGUGACUCCUUCGUUCCGGCGUUUCAUCUGUUUGCCCAAUGUAAAUGAAUGACUUUAAGGUCUGUUUAGAAAUAAUAGUUUUGUUAUGUUUGUAUAACCAAGCAGUAAUUUGGCACUGAACUUUGUAAUGAUCGUUCCUAGCAUUUUGGAAUGGUUGCUAUAAUAAGUGAAGCUUUAUUAUUGGGAGAGAUGGUAAUGUCCUCAGCCUUCAUUGAUCCACACUGAGAAUCCCUGAGCAGGGGGAAAACAUGAGGGCCAAUAUACCCUUGAUUCAUUUUUAAUGAGCCCAGGUCUUUGUUCCACACUCUGCUAUUUCAAUACAGAUUCACAGUCAACACAUUUAAGAUCAUGUUCAGCUUUUGUCUCGUUUAUUCUGGUGGCGCUAGACUUCUCAUCAGAAAUGGACAGGGUGAAAUUAAAAGCGAUCUAGUAAUUGCUAGAAUAUUAAGUUAUAGAACGAUUUGACAAUAUGUCAUGCGUACGGUGCCCAUGUUAUGACAGCCUCAUUCUGCUGUGGCUAGAUCGAAGACUGCGAGCUUGCCAGUCAUUUGCAGUUUUAUCAAGGAUUUAGUAAUCCAGCCAUGACUGCUGUGCUUGCUCUGGUACAUAUCAGCAAAAGCAAUACAUCAUAGGCCAAGCUGUGUGUGAGGAAAUUCAAUUCUGAAAAUAAAAGUCACGAAGCAAGAACAAAAUAACAAUUGUAUUGCCUGAAUGGAACCCUGUGGAAAAACAAAGGAAGGACUGAUAGAUAGUGAAGCAGAGACAGAAUGGCCACAGGCCAGUUCUGGCAAAGGCCAGAUGGGCUGGUCCAUUUUAGCCCAGUGGGCCAGUCUAAAUUGGGGGUUUUGCACAUAAUUAUCAUUAUUUUGGCUAAUAAUUAGCCAUGUCUGGUCCCAGUCAGCCCCUGUAGUGAAGUACUUUGGAUGCCACUGUGUUCUCCACUAUGGGAGUCACCAGCAGCACCACUACUUACCCUUCCAAUGCCCAUUCAGCACCAACAGAGAAGGGGAAUGACAUACCCAAAAACAAGCAGAACAGGUACUGAAAUGUUCAGUUGGUGACUCAUAGAUCAGGGUUGUCAUUUCCCUAAUUUCUAAAUUAAGUAGAUUGAAUAUUAUCUUUUCCAUAAUUGGUAUCUGAAAAUGUAAUCAUCAAUUUAUGCAUAUGAUUUUACAGUGCUUGGUGAUUUAAAAUAUCAUCAAAAUGAACAAAUACAUAUUUCUAUUUGAAUGCUAUAUUUAGCCAGGGAAGUCACAUUGACAUUUAUUUUUAAAGUGAACCUGAACAUGCAUGUGGAUAUAGAGGGGUAUUUGUCCCUUUCAUAAUGUUAUAAUAUGCUGUGCAAAUCUCUAUUUUUGUGAGGGCUUCGUUUUGAGAUCUCUCCACUGCAGUCACUCCAACUCCAGUGCUCUUUGUUCACGGUGAUGUUGCUGUAGUACUGUACCUUGCAAAUGUGAUGAGUGGCCAAUCAUAUUCGUGCUUCUUGUCCCGUAGGAAAUGUGUUGGUGUGAAACCGCUCGCACUGGCACCGGAAGGGCAUGUGUGCCGUGUACGCUCGCAACUGUAGAGGUCCCCCUUUUUCAGCGGGCUGCGUGCACAGCUAUUGCACCCGCUUUUUAUCCUGUGUAAAGAGGAGAGAGUGAGGGGGCAUAUGUACGGAUCCUGCACGACCGCAGACAUGUAUCCUCCGUGAAGUGUAGCGCAAGGAAACUCUAAGAUACCGGGUGUUCUGCGAGAAACAAUGAACAUGUGCGGCUCUAUUUCUGAAUGAGCACAAGGACAUGUGUGAUAUGCGUUGUAGCCUACCUAUAGACCAACAUCAUUCGCACUAUUCCAAUUUCAUUCAGAUUUGAGGGCACAGGUAAAUGACUUAAACUCAUUUUAGGGAAGAAAGAAGACGGUGUUCUGCUGGUUUUUGUGGAAUUUUCGCUCCAGCUGAGAGUCGUGAUGUCUGGCUCAUUUCACACAUUGUUCCUGGUUCUGCUGGGUGUGUUGACGGCAUGCGCCCAGACGGAGAUGAAGAGGGUUGUCGGUGACAAUGCGACACUGCCCUGUCACCACCAGUUCUGGGCAGGUGACGCCCCCACACUGGACAUCGAGUGGCUCCUACUCAAGCCCAGCUCCAAGCAGAGAGUGGUGAUCACCUACUUCGCGGGCCGGGUGUACGACCCCAACGAGGCGGAGGCGGGCCGGCUGUCCUUAGCCGGGGACUACCUCAAGGGGGACGCCUCCCUGCUGAUCAGUGACCUUAGCCUGGGCGACUCGGGAGAGUACAGCUGCAAGGUGAAGAAUGGGGGGAAGUACCAAUGGAGCACGAUCAACCUCAUAGUACAGGUGAAGCCGUCUAAGCCGCGGUGUUGGAUGGAGGGCCGGCUGUUGGAGGGUAGUGAUGUUAAGAUGAGCUGUAAGUCUACAGAUGGCUCUGACCCCAUAAACUACAAAUGGGAGAGGCUGCUGGACAAGGGCAAGUACGUGGGAAAGCUGCCCCCACUGGCCCUCAUAGAUUUGAAAAACUCAGAGAUAGUGACACUGAGGAACCUGACCAAGGAGAGUGCUGGGGUGUAUAAAUGUACCGCCAGCAACGAUGUGGGAGAGGAGAGCUGCACCGUAGAGGUCAAGAUGCACUAUGUGCGGGGCAUGGGUGUGGUGGCGGGUGCCGUGGUGGGCGUGUCCUUCGGUGUCCUCCUCAUCAUUCUCAUUAUUUGGCUGGUGUUCCGCAAGAAGGAGAAGAAGAAAUACGAGGAGGAGGAGACCCCUAACGAGAUCAGAGAGGAUGCGGAGGCUCCCAAAGCCAAACUGGUGAAGCCCAACUCUCUCUCCUCGUCCCGUUCUGGAAGCUCCCGCUCGGGCACCUCCUCCACCCAGUCCAUGGUCCACACCACAGCCCCCCGGGGGCCCCGCGCCCGGCUUCCUGACGUUGCCGCCCUCAAGGAGAACGGCCAGCCCCCCAGCUUCCCCCAACAGCCCCCUGCCUACACACAGGUGGUCCCCAAGACCCCUGAGCCCCGCACAGCCCCGGCCAAGCUCAGCCCUCCCCCAAAGCUAAGCCCCGGGAACCUGGCCCGCAUGGGAGCAACGCCGGUCAUGAUCCCUGCCCAGACCCAGGCCUUUCAGACUGUGUAGGAGGGAGGGAGGGAGAAGUGGAGGGAGUAGACGCAGACAGACACAAGAAGCCCCAGUACACAGCUGAUAGCAACACCCAGCCUGCCCCCAGAAACCCUGUGAAAACCAGCCAUAUCAUCAACUAAAAGUAUCAUUGAGUGCAUUCUACGAAGGGAAUACUUUUGUAGGAGGUUUUGUCUCCUGUACAAACAAAACAGAGCAAAAUCUUUUGUUCGCAUGAUAUCCCAUGACAACAGAACAUUCAUUGUGUUUUUGCCUGAUUUUGCUGACGAGGUCAGUGAUGUGUAUCAUACUCUGACGAGGUCAGUGAUGUGUAUCAUACUCUGACGAGGUCAGUGAUGUGUAUCAUACUCUGACGAGGUCAGUGAUGUGUAUCAUACUCUGACGAGGUCAGUGAUGUGUAUCAUACUCCGAUGAGGUCAGUGAUGUGUAUCAUACUCCGAUGAGGUCAGUGAUGUGUGUCAUACUCUGACGAGGUCAGUGAUGUGUAUCAUACUCCGAUGAGGUCAGUGAUGUGUGUCAUACUCUGAGGUGGAAGAAGAGGAACAAAGGGAGGACCCUGUGUAGAGUUGAGGUAUUUUUAAACCAAACCGACAGAGCCAUGAAAGCAGAAUGGGUUAUGGACAAAGGGAGGGAGGGAGUGAGAGCAAACAGGACUGGAAAAGAGCAAACAAAGGAGAUACACAGGCUGCAUAGCUCAGCAGAGAUCAGGCGAGGGUGUCUGGCUGUCUUACGACACCUGAUACCUGCUACCAACCAGGACAAACCAGACGGCAAACAAGACAAAGAGAGAAAAAAAACUAAAAGAAAGGAAAAGUAAACCUCUCUCUGGAUUUGCCUGAGCACCACACCUACCACACUCACACACUCUGCCACACCGAGCCAAUCAAUAUCUCCCAGGCUUCUUUGCUGGCAUCACAGACCUCCAUGUAAUCUCCUCCGGGAUACCUGCCAAGGCCAGCAGGCAUGGUGAUUGGUUUAGUAAGGAAGAGGGUGCAGGGGAUGCACCGAUUGAUUGACACACCAAUGAGAGUGGAGGAAAGUUUGAUGCUGAUACAAGAGGGAUGUUUGCCUGUGAUUGUACAAAGAUGAUAUAGCUUAAGUAAGAGACUCCACCUAGACAUGUCACCUGUCAUCCUGUACACCUGUACAUGGGUCACUCGCAGCAACACGAAAGAUAUCAAUAUUGAUUUCCCAUCUUUCCUGUGCGUCCAGCACUAUACACUCAACAAGUCUGGACUUAUGUAACGUUAUCUUCCCAUGUUCAUGGACAGCGUCAAUUAAGGCCAUAGGAAUAUAUGACUGUGGUCAUCAUAGGGGAUUAUUAAUGGCUGAAAUAUGUAUUGCUUAAUAUGUAUUGUCUAAUAUUCUACGUUUCCUUUUUUUCUAUUUCAUUUCUUUCAGAUUGCUUCAGAAUGUUUAAAGAUUGUUAUUAAAGGGGUGAACUUAAGCCCUAUCGAUAAAGUGCCACAGUUGAUGUUUGUUGAAGACGGUUAAUGGCAUUUCUGUUUUAAUUUGUGUUGUGUUAAUGACAUUUGCAUUCAUCCAAAAUGAAUGAACUAACAUAUGAAUGUGUUCUAUGCCGUGCAGUAUAUAAAGGGCUGGAUUCAAUUUGUAUCGCCAACUAACGUGCAAGAUCCGCGUUAUAGCUCCAUUUAAAUGUAAAGGCAAUGUUCCCGCGUUCGCGGAGACCGCAUUCACAGUCGGCUGAAUAGAAAAUGACCUUUACAUUUGAAAUACUUCCGCGAUAUAGAUUGAUUCCAGCCCAAAAUCAUUGGAUGAAUCCUUGUUUUUUAAUGAGCAGAGAUUUGCAGCAAUACAUUUAAUCCCCUGCAGUUGAACUGUGUCUGAAAAAAUACAAAAUAUAUUCUGUAUAAUGAGAAAACGAGGGCCAUACACAUCAUAAUAUGAUAUCACAUGCGUUGGCUCAGCACCAUCUUGUGAUUAUAGAAGAACAGUAAUGAUAAUCCUAAAGAGGGCCUUAGGUUAACAUACACAUUUUAAUUGAAUACACCACAAAAAAAGUAUUAUUCACAAAACAUUAAACACCGUUUUACAGUUUUAAAUGGUUAACUCUACGGUACACCUGAGAUUGAUUCCAUUUCAAGCAGAAUGAAAAGGACAAUAGCUUUGAGUGAAGUCUCUUCAUGGUGGCCAAACAGAAUUUAAACAACACUCAACCUCAGUAAAAUAUCCUGGCUGAAAGUGUUGAAUUAUGCCCUACCAUUCUCUGAUUUAAAUGUCAACUUUUGCCUGAGCUUUCAUCUGAUCCAAAUGCGUGACUUCUGCCUAGCGAUAGUCUUCUCUGCCUCUACGCAGAAGCACAUUGGUCCUUCAGUGUUAUGACUGCUUCCUCCAAAGAGACACCCCUGUUAUUCUGGCUCAAUCGCAAUGCAAUGGAUGAGAUGUCAGGAGCUAUUUGGAGUGACUGAUGCUGUGGCGCCCUCCAGGAGAACCCAGCAAACUCAUCUUAGAUCACCCAGGAGGGAGGGCUCUUCUUGUCCAGCGGUGCAGAGCAUAAGAGCACACUCAUAUUCUGGCCAAGGAAAUGGUUCAAACAAGGACGGGUGACUCGAAAAAGGUUCAAAAUGUACCUGUCUUUUCGUGCCUGGUUGAAAUCACCCAGAUUAGUUUGUAUCAAUAAUUGUAUUUUGUAAAGUCGGACUAUUUUUGAUGAGAUUAUUUCAUGAUCGUGGGCAGUUCAAAGAGUGAAAAGAAAAUAGCAAUUUUGUCUCUGUGACUCGAGUACUUCCAGCUUGCCCACUUCUGGUUGAAAAGCACCUUUAAACCAGGAGACGGAUGAGUGGCGAGAUGAGAGGACGACACCUGAGGGAGAGCUCCUGAUUACCCACCACAACCCCCUUUGAAUUUCCCAUUAUACCUUUAAAAGCCAAUACAGGGAGGCCGAUGAUUGAAUGUGGCUCUUACGGCCGUUUGAUGGGGUAGGAUACGCACCGGUAUUGAUUUUUCUGUUAUCUGAGUGGCUCUGUGAAUUCCCCUGGCAGAGGGCUCUGUGUCCUGAAUCAUUAGGGUUUCCACCCUUUUUCGUUUGAAUGUCUUGCUUGGCAGACAGGAGGAAUGGGAAUGCUCCAAACCAUGCUGGGGAUAGGAACAACGUGAACCACAGGCGUUACGUUGCCCUUUCACCAUGUAUCGACUCCAAAAGGCCAUUACCAUAGGUUAACUAGUACCAAACUUGCAUCUUGAUGUCAUUUAUUAGUCUGUCUACUAAAUACCUCCACUAUGGUUUGAGUGAUGGGACCUUUGAUAUCAUGCAUACAGUGUAAUGUUCAAGAGCGAAAGAAUCCACCCAAAGCUGAAAAAUGAUGGAUAUGCAUGUCACAGAUACUUAACUAGAGAAAGAACAAUACUGUAUUUUUGCCUCAAUGCUUAUAUAAAUAUAUAAAUGAUCAUCUUGUACAAAACAAUGUUACAGUUAAUACAAAUGCUAUGACUGUAAAAAAGGAAAGUUAUGUUCAUUUUCAGUUUACUCCUUUGGGUUAAGAAUUCAGUCAUAAGUACUUUGCACUUUCUUAAACUGUGCUCUCUGUGUCCCGCUUGCGUUAAGCCCUUUUCACCAACAGCGUUAGGGGGGAAAUGUUCUCUCUCACUCUAUUUUCUUUGAUUGACAAUGUCAUGCAGUUACUUUGAGUUGUUGUAAACCAAAAAGGAAAUGUACAUACCUCCUUCUCGAGUGAAAAAUGUAUAUUUGUACAAUAUCUGAAUAAUUACUGUUUUGGUUUGUAAUAAAGCAUUUGAUGAAUAGCCA
Molecule: messenger RNA, 11084 nt
Organism: Oncorhynchus kisutch (coho salmon)
Lineage: Eukaryota; Metazoa; Chordata; Actinopteri; Salmoniformes; Salmonidae
Gene: clmpa
Product: CXADR like membrane protein a
Exons: 7
Coding region: 6140-7315 (391 amino acids)
Cellular component (GO): cell surface; membrane; cytoplasmic microtubule
Source: RefSeq, a predicted model, not a curated record